UACCUGAGUUGGGUGCUGGCGGGGAGCCUAGGCAGAGGAGAGCCAACCUGCUGAGGAGGUAGUCUGGGCAAAGAGGACACAGAGGACACAGAGGACGGACGCCUAUUAUUUGUCAUCAUGCCGAGAAAACGCGACGUGUCUUCGGAUGAUGUUGGGAUAGAGAUAGACGGGGAUUUGAGUGACAGCGAUGAUGGUGCCCCCCAAAAGAGAACAAACAGGAGGCAGGCAGCAGGAAGAGGAGGUGUAAGGGCAAGAGGCCGGGGAAAGAAACCAGCCAGCGAGGAUGAAGAUGAGGAUGAUGAUGAGGAGGAUGAAGCUCCGAGGGGACGCAGGGGAGCGAACAAGAAGAAGCCUGCAAAGAAACGUGGUGGUGGUGACGAUGAUGACAGCGAGGACGAGGCUCCCAAGAGGAAGCGAGGAGGGGCGGCCAAUAAGAAGAAAGGAGGCAAAGCCCAGGACAGUGAUGAGGAGGACAGCGACGCGGGGAAAGGAAAGAAGGGGAAGAAAGGAGGAAAAAAAGGAGGGAAGGAUGAGGAGGAGGACAGUAAGGGAAAGAAGGGGGAUGCCAAAGGGAAGGACAAGGGGAAAGACAAGGACAACGACAAGAAGAAGAAGAAGAAGGACGACAGUUCCUCUGAUUCCAACUCCAACUCCGAUGAGGAGGAGGAGUCCAUGUCAGAGGGGGAGAUGGCCCGGCUGAUGGAGGAGGUGGAGGAGAAGAAGAAACUGAUUGCUAACAUCAGGAACAAGCCGUGGAGGAUGAAGCGGAGGCUCACACACCUGAAGGAGGCUCAGCAGUUUGUGGAUAAGUUUGAAGGGGCUUUGGGCAAGGGAAAAGGCAGGAAGUGGUACGCCUACAAAGUGAUGAUGACCAAGAAAUGGAUCAAGUUCCAGAGGGAUUUUGAGAACUUCAGAACAGCCUGUAUCCCCUGGGAGAGGAAGAUUAAAGAGGUGGAAAGUCACUUUGGGUCGUCUGUGGCGUCUUACUUCAUCUUUCUGCGCUGGAUGUACGGCAUGAACCUCGUCCUCUUCGGCUUCACUUUUGGACUGGUGGUCAUCCCUGAGGUUCUGAUGGGUCUUCCCUAUGGUUCCAUUCCCAGGAAGACUGUCCCCAGAGCAGAGCAGGCCACUGCUCAGGACUACUCUGUCCUCAUGGACUUCAACGGCUACUGCAAGUAUUCCGUCCUGUUCUACGGGUAUUACAACAACCAGAGGACCAUCGGCUUGCUGAAGUUCAGGCUGCCUCUGUCCUACCUCAUGGUCGGGAUCGGCACCUUCGGCUACAGCCUGAUGGUCGUGAUCCGCACAAUGGCGAAGAACGCUGAUGUCGGUGGCGGAGACGGAGAUGAAGGAGAGUUCACAUUUGCCUGGAAGAUGUUCACCAGCUGGGAUUACCUCAUAGGCAACUCGGAGACCGCCGACAAUAAGUACGCCUCAAUCACCACUAGCUUCAAGGAGUCCAUCGUGGACGAGCAGGAGAACCAGAAGGAUGAGAACAUCCACCUGCGGAGGUUCCUCAGAGUCCUGGCGAACUUCCUGAUCACCUGCAGCCUCGGCGGCAGCGGUUAUCUCAUCUACUUCGUGGUGAAGAGGUCUCAGGAGUUUGCCUCCAGGGACGACCUCAGCUGGUACGAGAAGAACGAGUUGGAGAUCAUCAUGUCUCUGCUGGGUCUGGUGUGUCCUCCUUUGUUUGAGACCAUCGCCGAGCUGGAGGACUACCAUCCUCGAAUCGCCCUCAAGUGGCAGCUGGGACGCAUCUUCGCCCUGUUCCUGGGAAACCUCUACACCUUUCUGUUCGCCCUGUUUGACGAGGUCAACACCAAGCUGGAAGAAGAGGAGUCCAUCAAGAACGCCUCCAUCUGGGCCAUGAAGGAGUACUAUGCCAACUACACGCGUCUGAUCAACGACACCGAGUCCACCCCGCCCCCCAUGGACCCCUCUGAUGUCAUCAGAGGACCCUGCUGGGAGACCGCCGUUGGCAUAGAGUUUGUGAAGCUGACCGUGUCAGACAUCCAGGUGUCCUACCUGACCAUCCUGAUCGGUGACUUCGCCAGAGCCGUCAUCGUUCGCUUCCUCAACUACUGCUGGUGCUGGGACCUGGAGGCUGGCUUUCCUUCAUAUGGAGAGUUUGACAUCAGUGGUAACGUGCUUGGAUUGGUCUUCAAUCAAGGGAUGAUCUGGAUGGGUGCGUUUUAUGCUCCUGGGCUGGUCGGCAUCAACGUGCUCCGCCUCCUCAGCUCCAUGUACUAUCAGUGUUGGGCCGUGAUGGCCACCAACGUGCCCCAUGAGAGAGUCUUCAAGGCCUCCAAGUCCAACAACUUCUACAUGGGUCUGCUGCUCCUCAUCCUCUUCCUCAGUCUGUUACCUGUCGUUUAUACCAUCAUGACCCUGCCGCCCUCAUUCGACUGCGGACCCUUCAGUGGGAAGUCGAAGAUGUUUGAUGUGAUCAUGGAGACGAUAGAACUGGACCUGCCAGCCUUCUUGGGGACACUCUUCAGCUACGCAGCCAACCCAGGCCUCAUCAUACCAGCUGUCCUGCUCAUGGUACUGGCCAUCUACUAUCUGAACUCGGUGUCUGAAGCCUACCAGAACUCAAACAUGGAGCUGAAGAAGAAGAUGCAGAUGGCUCGGGAUGAAGAGAAGAACCGCAGGAACAACACGGACAGCACAAACCAAGUCAUGAAAGACUUGGAGGACCUGCUGCCCAACAAGUCCCUCGCCCCCCCUGCUCCACCCGAGCCUGAAAAGGCACCAGAGCAGGAAGCAAAGCCGACUAAGACGAAGCCCGGGUCCGCCGGUAAAGGUGUAAACCUGCAGAAAGAUGUGGCACUGGCAUCCCCUAACCCCAACGUUCGAGGGCCGGUGAACCGGGCCCCGGGUCCUAGAGGACCUGGAGGAAUGCCGGGUCCAGGUCCAGGCCUGGGUCCAGGCCCAGGCCGAGGGCGAGGCCGUGGGAGAGGGCCUCCUCCACGAUAACAGUGUUGAAAAAAAAAACGCAUUCCUGAAGGCUCCCUGCACCUCCUCAUUUCACAGCGGGAGACACAAAAACAAAGUGUUUGGAUUUCAGGGAUAAAGACCUUCAUCAGGUCUCCAUAUUUCCUUCCUGACAUCAGCAACAACAAAAUUACAGCUUUAUAGACUUUAAACUACAGCACUGUUACACAACUCAAUUUGGUCUUUACUACCUUAUGAUUCAUGAAGGAAGGUUGUGUUGUUGAUCCAUGUUCCUGCCCGGUUGAGUGACAGUGGGCAGGCACUGAGCAUUUCCAUUCAUCCUGUAUGUUAAUUCUUAUGGAUUUUCUAUGACUGAGACAUUUGUGCCUCAGGCUGUUUUGUUUUCUCUCACACUACUUUGUAAUUUAUGA
Molecule: messenger RNA, 3365 nt
Organism: Acanthopagrus latus (yellowfin seabream)
Lineage: Eukaryota; Metazoa; Chordata; Actinopteri; Spariformes; Sparidae
Gene: tmc2a
Product: transmembrane channel-like 2a
Exons: 20
Coding region: 118-2976 (952 amino acids)
Biological process (GO): detection of mechanical stimulus involved in sensory perception of sound; vestibular reflex
Cellular component (GO): plasma membrane
Molecular function (GO): mechanosensitive monoatomic ion channel activity
Source: RefSeq, a predicted model, not a curated record